CUACCUACCUACCUACCUACCUACCCACCUCCUCCCUCCCUCCGUGUUCUCAGUCCCCGAGGUGUCGCAGCGGCUUGGUACAAAUUCCAGAAACACAUCCCAGUCUCCCCUGCGCUUCCAAUAUGGAGGAACUGGCCGUAGAAGUGCGCGGAUCCAACGGAGCUUUUUAUAAGGGAUUUGUCAAAGAUGUGUUUGAAGAUUCAGUUUUCAUUACUUUUGAGAAUAAUUGGCAACCAGCACGUCGGAUACCUUUCUGUGAUGUGAGGUUACCACCCCCAUCUGAUCUCAAAAAGGAAAUAAGUGAAGGAGAUGAGGUUGAGGUUUACUCGAGAGCAAAUGAACAUGAGCCCUGUGGUUGGUGGCUUGCUAAGGUUCGGAUGAUGAAAGGAGAUUUUUAUGUCAUUGAGUAUGCUGCCUGCGAUGCAACCUACAAUGAAAUUGUUACUUUUGAACGAUUGCGUCUAGUGAAUCCAAGUAAGGCAAUUACAAAGAACACGUUCUUUAAGUGCACAGUUGAUGUUCCAGAUGAUUUAAGGGAAGCCUGUGCAUAUGAAAAUGCACAUAAAGAUUUUAAGAAGGCAACUGAGGCAGACUGCGUUUUCUAUAAUGCUGACACUGGUCAGUUGUUGGUUUUGUCCACCAAAGAGGCUACAGUGAAGAGAGUUAGCAUCCUUAGUGAUAUGCACUUGCGUAGCAUUCGUACAAAACUCAUGCUUGUGUCCAGAAAUGAAGAGGCAACUAAACAUCUGGAGAGUACCAAACAGCUAGCAGCUGCAUUCCAAGAAGAAUUCACUGUCAGAGAGGAUCUAAUGGGACUUGCAAUCGGAACGCAUGGUUCCAAUAUUCAGCAAGCAAGAAAGGUUUCUGGUGUUACAGCAAUUGAACUUGAUGAAGAAACUGGGACAUUCAGAAUUUAUGGAGAGAAUGAAGAGGCAGUCCAGAAAGCUAGAAGUUUUCUUGAGUUUGUAGAGGAUUCUGUUCAAGUUCCCAGAGAAUUAGUAGGAAAAGUAAUUGGCAAAAAUGGUAAAGUUAUUCAGGAGAUAGUAGACAAAUCGGGAGUAGUUAGGGUGCGAAUUGAAGGUGAUAAUGACAGCAGGCAACCAAGAGAAGAGGGAAUGGUCCCAUUUACUUUUGUUGGAACAAAGGAGAGCAUUGGAAAUGUGCAAGUUCUUUUGGAGUAUCAUAUUUCUUACCUCAAGGAAGUAGAACAGCUGAGACUGGACCGGUUGCUAAUCGAUGAGCAACUACGUCAGAUUGGUAUGGGGUAUAGGCCAGUAUCAAGUCGGCCAGAGAAAGAUAAGGGUUAUAUCACUGAUGAGAGUACUGCUUCACUGCGUGGUAGCAGACCCUAUCGAGGGCGUGGUCGUCGAGGUCCAAAUUACACUUCAGGUUAUGGUACAAACUCUGAAUUGUCAAAUGCUUCGGAGACUGAAUCUGAAAGAAGAGAUGAAUUAAGUGACUGGUCGCAGGCUGCUGAUGAUGAUCGUGAUUCAAGACCACAUCGCGAUAGUCGAAGGCGGCCUACAACAGGGAGAGGUCGAAGUGGUGGACAAUCCAGCAGAGGUCGUGGAGGAGCACGAGGUAACAACUCAUCAGUUAGUUCAGUGUUCAAGGAUCCAGAUAGCAAUCCUUAUAGUUUGCUAGAUAAUGCAGAUAACACAGAAACGGACCAAACAGCAGACACCGAUGGUAGUGAAUCUCAUAGCAGCUCAACCCGCCGCAGGAGGUCACGUAGACGAAGAACUGAUGAUGAUGCUACCAUGAUUGAUGGAAUGACAGAAUCAGACAGUGCUUCAGUUAAUGAAAAUGGUUUGGAUGAUAAUGAAAGGAAGCCACAGCGGCGUAAUCGCAGCCGCAGGCGUCGUUUACGUGGUCAGAUUGAAAGCUCUCUGAGUAGAGACAACCAGCCAGUAACUGUAGCUGAUUAUAUAUCUCGAGCAGAAUCUCAGAGUCGACAAAGGGUCCAGCCAAAAGAGAAUCUUGCAGCCAACAAAAAAGCGGUUACCUUGGUGCAAGACGAUGUGCUUGAUGAAUUCUGUCCUGGUGUCAAGACCGUGAAUGGAACAAGCGAUAUUUCUGAAGCCUCUGCAGACAAGGCCUCUAAUUCCAGUGAAAUCCAAAAAAGAGAUUACCAAGGGGCUGUGGUGAAUGGUGUUUCUUAAGAGUUAUCCACAUUAUCCAGUUCUACAUAAAUUACAUUUUCUAACAGUGCUCGUAAAAGCUUGCCAAAGAUUGAGGAAGGACUGCUAGACUUUAUGACGCACUUUUUUUCUAGUUCCUCCAUACUGGAAUGGAGAUGGGAGGGUUCUUGAAUAAAACACUUGUAUGAAUUUGUUUUUCACUUAGUUGAGUUCUCAAUACAUUAUCAGAUGUUGUGCCUUCAGACAGUAGAUGCAAAAUUAAGAGAUAGCUGGUUGUAGGAAUAUGUUUUAAAACAUACAAAGAAAUUUCAGAUUAUUCUGGAGAUGGAGAUCACUGACAUUUACUGUAAUAUGUUAUGGAGUAAAGCAUUGGCUGCUUUUUGUCAAGUUCUCCAAUAUGCAACCACUUUUUCAAGGAAUAAAACAAUAGAAAAAUACAGUUUCAAAAUUUUGCACUGAAUUGUAAAUUUAACAUUAGGGAUACUAGUCUGGAAACUGGUCAAUUUUACUAAAUCUCUAAGUUUUUUUAAUGCUGUAUGUAGAGAAAAUUGCAGACCACUGGAGAAUACUUGUUUGCAUCUAUACAUCUGCAGGGACAAUGGGAUGUUGAUGGCAGUGACUAUUUUACAAAGGGCUUGUUUGGUUUAUUUAUUAACUGUACAGUAUUUAAAAAUCAAGCAAUGCUUUAAAUAUUACACUAAACUGGUUGUAGAUGUCAUUGCCAUAAUAAUCCAACUACUGUAAGAUUAAGUUCCAGAGAGACAAUUUUCCAUGUAAACUACAUUGGUUAGAGUGCUUAGAGUAUUUUUAUUUUGUUUUGGUUGAUGUGCAAUAUGUUUUGUAUGGACAUAGUUGAUAAAUAAAGUUUGAUCUUCCAUCUUCUGACAAAACACAAACAAAUGUUUUCAAAUUUAAUAUUGCAACAAGUGAUUUCAAAAAUCAGUUGUAUUUUUUCUCUCAGAACAAUUUAAAAUGCUUUCUAUAUACUCACAUUAAACCAUACAAAAUAUAGUACUUGAAGGAGAACACUCUAGGAUGAGAAUGCAAGAAAAUGGGGAAUCCUGAUGUAUUUUUGAUCUUGUUGCUAUAAUUUUUGGGAAUAGUAGAUUUGUUAGAUUGUAUUCUUGUCUUGGUUUAGGAAUUUCCCAGUUCAUGGUAGAGAAGUAGUUAGUAACUGAUGCACUCUAAUAAGACAUAGAAAAUGUACAAAACCCUCAUCUUAUCCUGGCCUGUUUGAGAAAGAAACUUCCUUGCAUCUUUCUACUUAUUUGUACCCCACCUUCAUAUUCUGGCAAUGAGGUGCACAAUGAAAAUGGCAGUUAACAAAUAAUAAGUAUCUUGAUAUAGAUGAGCUUUUUAUUGAAAUCUGAAACUUCAGACCCACUUACUAUUUAGAAAAUUCGUUGAGAAUUUUGCUCAAAUUAAUCACUGUUUAAUUAUGGAUUCUGGCUAUAACAUGUGCUCUGAUUCUUCCAUGACUCAUUUCUUAUUGUAUAGGUACCACACACAUUUACUUGGCAUUAUUUCAAUAUAUUUGUUGCCAUAGCAUUGAAGUGCAAUGCCUAUUGGAUAUAUUUGCACUCCACAAUCUGCAUUUGCUCAAUGGAAUGAAAUGGUGAGAAGUUUCUAAAACCUCAACCAACCAUCUACAAAUUAAAACAUUUUGGUUAACAUGUUUCAUUUGAAUAGCAUGGCUCCCCUCUCAGAAAACAAUGUACCAUGCUGAGAUUUGGUUUUAGCUGAAGGAUGGAGUUUGUUUACCUUGUGUAUGGAAUCUGCCCUUUCAUACAACUUGAAUAACAGUAACCAUUUACAAGAGAUAAAUUAAUGUUUCCCAGGUAUGUUUUCAUACUCAACAAUGAGAUGUGAUUUAAUGCCAGGAUUUUGCUCUGGGUCAGACUCUACUGCAAAUGAUGUCAGUGUAAUAUAUAAAGGAACUUGUGCUUAAGUGCUAACCAAAAACUAAAAAGUAGAUUCUCUCUCAAUUAUCUUAUUGUUUUCGGUUUCUGAAAUGUGCUGUUUGGUAAUUGUUUCUGCUAUUAGUAAGGGCAAUAUAUUUUGACUUGAUUGGACAGCGCUUUGAGGUUCACAAAGUCAUGUAAUCCCUUAACUAUUACUGAUUUGCCCAGCAUUUAUGCUUGGGCAACUGCUCCCACAUCAUACAUCAGGUUAGACAAUUUCCUUUUCUUUCUCUGGGGCCUUAGUGUGCUAUUUUACAAUGACUAUACUUUUCAAUAAACUGCUUUUUAUAUUUUCUUGACCAUCACCUCUUUCUAAAUACUGAAGUGAAGAACAUAUUUAGUACUUCAAGUUUCUUUUGUAAUUCAUUGUAUUCUCACAUGUUCUAUCUUAAAUAUGGAAUGUUUACAAAUAAUUGAGUACUUAACUUUUAUAACAAUUGCUUAUGGUGAACUAUGUGUAAUUUAACUUUUUGGAGAAAUGCCUUGCAUCAGCAAACUCAUUCUAAGAAGCUGUGCGCUGGUACUUCCUGUAGCAGUAAUUAGUCUGAAGAACAGACUAAUUCAAUGCUUGUAUCAAUUUUUAAAAUUUAUGCUCUUGCAUAUUUAUAGGCAGCUUUUAUAUUACAAAUGAGAAAAGUCAAUUAUUUUGGUCAUAUUAGACCAUAAGAGCAGAAUUCGGACAUUCAGCCUAUCAAGUCUGCUUCAGCAUUCAAUCCUUCUCAACCCCAUUCUCCUGCCUUCUUCCUAUAACCUAACGUAGAACAUCAAAAUCUACAGCACAUUACAGGCCCUUUGGCCCACAAUGUUGUGCCAACCAUGCAACCUACUCUAGAAACUGCCUAGGAUUUCCCUAGUGCAUAGCCUUUUAUUUUUCUAAGUUCCAUAUUCUAUCCAAGAGGCUCUCAAAAGACCCUAUUGUAUCUGUUUCCACCUCCGCUACCAGCUGUGCAUUCCAUGCACCCACCACUCUUUGUGGAAAAACUUACUGACAUUCCCUUGGUACCUGUUUCCAAGCCCCUUGUGUUAGCUAUUUUGGCCCUGAAAAAAGCCUCUGCCUAUCCACAUGAUCAAUGCCCCUCAUCAUCUUGUGCACCUCUGUCAGGUCACCUCUCAUCUUUCGUUGCUCCAAGGAGAAAAGACCAAGUUCACUCAACCUAUUCUCAUAAGGCAUGUCCUCCAAUCCAGGCCACAUCCUUGGAAAUCUCCUCUGCACUCCAUAGUAUCCACAUCCUUCCUGUAGUGAGGUGACCAGAACUGAAUACAUAACUCCUAGUGGGGUCUGAGCAAGGUCUUGUAGAGCUGUAACAUUACCUCAUGGCUCCUGAACUCAAUCCCAUGGUUGAUGAAUGCCAACACACCAUACGCCUUCUUAAAAACACUGUCAACGUGUACAGCAGUUUUGAGUGUCCUAUUGACACAGACCCCAAGAUCUCUCAGAUGCUCCACACUACCAAAAGUCUCACCAUUAAUAUUAUAUUCUGUCUUCAAAUUGGGCCUACCAAAAUGAACCACUUCACACUUACCUAGGUUGAAGUCCACUUGCCAUUUCUCAGCCCAGUUUUGCAUCCGAUCGAUGUUCUGCUGUAACCUCUGACAACCCACAACAUCCCCAAAAUUUGUGUCAUCAGCAAACUUACUAACCCACACUUCUACUUCUUAAUCCAGUUUAUUUAUAAAACUUACAAAGGGGAUGAGUCCUAGAACAGAUCAACUUCUGUUUUAAAUUUACUCAAAUCAUUUGGCCUCUACAAUUGUCAGUGGCAAUGAAUUUCAGAGACUCACCACCCUCAAAGAAAUUCUAACUAUUGGCAUGAAGUUAGUUGUCAUUUUGCCUUACAAUUCUGGCAUAUAU
Messenger RNA from Mobula hypostoma (lesser devil ray), 5954 nucleotides. RefSeq names its product FMR1 autosomal homolog 1 (gene fxr1). The transcript is spliced from 17 exons. Gene Ontology annotation, molecular function: protein homodimerization activity; translation regulator activity; mRNA 3'-UTR binding. Lineage: Eukaryota; Metazoa; Chordata; Chondrichthyes; Myliobatiformes; Myliobatidae. Gene Ontology annotation, cellular component: growth cone; dendritic filopodium; membrane. The record is from RefSeq and is a predicted model, not a curated record. Bases 123 to 2162 code for a protein of 679 amino acids. Gene Ontology annotation, biological process: positive regulation of translation; positive regulation of protein phosphorylation; regulation of alternative mRNA splicing, via spliceosome.